Messenger RNA from Nothobranchius furzeri (turquoise killifish), 5887 nucleotides. It is a transcript of the gene prkd1, whose product is annotated as protein kinase D1. Gene Ontology annotation, molecular function: ATP binding; protein serine/threonine kinase activity. NCBI's taxonomy places the organism in Eukaryota, Metazoa, Chordata, Actinopteri, Cyprinodontiformes, Nothobranchiidae. Gene Ontology annotation, biological process: protein phosphorylation. The record is from RefSeq and is a predicted model, not a curated record.
GAGAGAGAGAGAGAGAGAGAGGAAAAAGGAGAACUAAUAAAAAGUGAAAAUAACUCAUGUCAGAAGAGGGAAGAGUUUCGCAAAGAUAAGAUUGUUGAAUAUUUAGUGUAAGGGGGCCCCAUGUCUGUGUUCGCCUUGGUCCCCCAAAUUGCUAAAUCCGCCACUGAAAAUGACCAAAGUCAACUGGAUGUUUGAAGCAGAGAAAGCGAAUUAAGCUUCCACUGAUGCCUGGUUCUCUCCAUCCACCCAUGAGACUGAGGAGAUCUCCCUUCUCCUCUCCUCCCCCUCAUCCUCCGUUGACGUCCGUGACUGUGUCACCCGCCUCGCCGCCGGUUUCCAGGCAGUUUUCUGCUCUGGUCUCGUGUUCAUUCUAGGCUCUGCGUUUACAUCCGAUUGUGUCUCAGCGGGGCAUUUCGGUAGCUUUUUGUUUAGUUUCCUUUCACUAAACAUUUUGUUUUUUAUGAUCGGAAACUCCUUUUUGCGCCUUUGUGACGCUCUGAGGAGUUCUGUGCGUCAGAGCAUCCCGCACCUUUCUGCGCAUUGAAUCCGUCCUCUGGCGGCUGCUUCGGGACCGGACUUUAUUCCCCACCGCCCGAACAACUUGUGAUUAUCGUGACUCCUGAUUGUUUCACUUAAAAACUUGGAAGCCACCAGGGAAACGGCUUAGAUGAACGCUCCUCCGCUGAUCCGGGCGCCCAGCCCGCUUCCGUUUAUAGGGGGGGCAAACAGCCCCAACACCGAGGGAGGAGGUGGAGGCGUGAUCUCCUUCCAAAUCCAGAUAGGAAUGAGCCGGGAGCCUGUGCUGUUGGAUGCUGGAGAGCUCAGCCUGGGUCAAGUCCGGGAGGUGGCGUGUUCCAUCAUACACCAGAAGUUACCAGAGUGUGGAUUCUAUGGGAUGCAUGAGAAGAUCCUGCUGUUUCGUCAUGACCAGACAUCUGACAACAUGCUGCAGCUGCUGCGUGCUGCCUCUCAGAUCCAGGACGGAGACCUGGUGGAGGCCAUACUGUCAGCUUCUGCCACAAUGGAGGACUUCCAGAUCCGUCCACACAGCCUGUUUGUGCACUCGUACCGAGCUCCAACCUUCUGUGACCACUGUGGAGAGAUGCUGUGGGGACUUGUUCGACAAGGGCUCAAAUGUGAAGGUUGUGGUCUGAAUUACCACAAACGCUGUGCCUUCAAAAUUCCCAACAACUGCAGCGGGGUGAGAAGGCGACGCCUGUCAAAUGUUUCCCUGACAGGAGGGAUAGUCAACAUGGGCCGGCCCCUCUCUGCUGAGCCUUCACCUCCUCACUACACAGACGAUGCUUUACUGUCACCUGUGAGUCCCAACAUGGAGAAGAAUCAAAUCGAUUACUUUCCGGGAAGAGAGCGGCGGUCCAGCUCACAGUCAUACAUUGGCCGUCCCAUUGAGCUGGACAAGAUCUUGCUGUCAAAGGUCAAAGUUCCUCACAGCUUUCUGAUCCACUCGUAUACCCGUCCUACCAUUUGCCAGCAUUGCAAAAAGCUGCUGAAAGGCCUCUUCAGACAGGGUCUGCAGUGCAAAGAUUGUAAAUUUAAUUGUCAUAAACGAUGUGCCCUGAAGGUGCCAAAUAACUGCUUGGGAGAAGUUUCCAUAAACGGAGACCUCUUGAGUCCAGGGGCAGAUAUGGUGGAGGGUUGCCUUGAUGACAGAAGAGGUAGUCUUCUAGACGACAUGGAUGACAUGAUAACAACCGAGGGGGGGUUGCUGCUGGAGACAGGACAAAGUGACCUUGGUGACCUGCGAGACCCUGACUUGGAUGACUCCAGCCGUUCCAUCAGCCCAUCCACCAGUAACAACAUUCCUCUUAUGAGAAUUGUUCAGUCUGUCAAACAUACAAAGAGGAAGAGCAGUAAUGUGAUGAAGGAAGGCUGGAUGGUCCACUACACAAGCAAGGAUACUCUGAGAAAAAGACACUACUGGCGACUGGACAGUAAAUGCAUCACACUGUUUCAGAAUGACACAGGAAGUAAAUACUACAGGGACAUUCCUCUGUCAGAGAUCUUAUCCCUGGAGCCGGCUCAGAACUUCUCUCUGCUUCCUGAAGGAGCCAAUGCCCACUGCUUUGAGAUCACCACAGCAUCACUUGUUUACUACGUUGGAGAGAAUCUGCUCGGAAGUGAAUCAUCUGUUACAAGCAGUACUAUUCUGGUUAGCGGUGUUGGACAGGACGUUGCCCGGAUGUGGGAGAUGGCCAUCCAGCAUGCUCUGAUGCCAGCUGUUUCUACAGGAAUUUGCCACAGCUCUCAUCACAGUGGACACAAAGAAGUAUCAAUGAGCAUCUCUGUCUCCAAUUGCCAGAUCCAGGAAAAUGUGGACAUCAACUCAGUCUAUCAGAUCUUCCCAGAUGAGGUUCUUGGCUCAGGACAGUUUGGUAUUGUGUACGGAGGUAAACAAAGGAAAUCUGGCCGAGAUGUUGCAAUCAAGAUCAUUGAUAAACUUCGUUUUCCUACAAAACAGGAGAGCCAGCUGCGCAAUGAGGUGGCUAUCCUGCAGAGCUUGCAUCACCAAGGUGUGGUCAACUUGGAAUGCAUGUUUGAGACACCAGAGCGAGUGUUUGUCGUGAUGGAGAAGCUCCAUGGAGACAUGCUGGAGAUGAUACUGUCCAGUGAGAAGGGUCGGCUGCCAGAAAGGAUCACCAAGUUCCUCGUUACACAGAUUCUUGUGGCUUUGCGUCAUCUCCACUUCAAGAACAUUGUCCACUGUGACCUGAAACCUGAAAAUGUGCUCCUGGCCUCUGCAGAUUCCUUUCCUCAGGUGAAGCUUUGUGACUUUGGAUUUGCUCGAAUAAUUGGUGAGAAGUCCUUCAGGCGCUCAGUUGUCGGCACGCCAGCAUAUCUUGCUCCUGAGGUCCUGAGGAACAAAGGUUACAACCGCUCUCUGGACAUGUGGUCUGUCGGGGUCAUCAUUUAUGUCAGUCUCAGUGGAACAUUCCCUUUCAAUGAAGAUGAAGAUAUCAAUGAUCAGAUCCAGAAUGCGGCCUUCAUGUACCCUCCUCAUCCCUGGAAGAAAGUUUCCCAGGAAGCAAUCGACCUGAUCAAUAACCUCCUCCAAGUUAAGAUGAGAAAGAGGUAUAGUGUCGAUAAGACCCUCAGUCACCCCUGGUUACAGGACUACCAGAUGUGGCUAGAUCUGAGAAACCUGGAGACUCGAAUGAACGAGCGCUACAUCACCCACGAGAGUGAUGACCUGCGUUGGCUUCACCAUGCCCAGCUCAGUGGCCUCAGCUACCCUACAAAUCUUAUCAAUGGCUCCUGCACCAAUGUGGAAAAAGGGGUAGAACAUUACAGAGAAAAGGAGGAGGAGCUGCAGACCCUCAGUGAGAGGGUCAGUGAACUCUGAGGACAGGUGGAGGUCUGUAACGGCAUUUUUAAAAAGAGCAAAAGGUGAAAUGACCAAAAGUUGUUUUUGUUGUCUAAAGCAACAAUAACAAUCAUUUUAAAAGAUAUGCCUCAUUUAUUUGUUUGCUACUCUUGAAAACGUGUACUGAUCUGUGCCUGGUCACCUCGUAACACCAGAGUGAAGUUUUAUGUCUGUUCUUUUCUUCCUGUAUUGGGUUUCUUCUGGUUCUAACUACAUAAAUGUUGGUUUUAUUGUUGACUUCUAACUGACCACACAUGUCUGUCAGCCCGAGACCAGUAAGCCCCAGUUGCUCUGAAAAGGGUGAAGCUUCUGUGGAUAAAGUUGUGAGUUCAUUCACCACCAUUACAUUUGUUGUUAUCAGGAGGUAAAAGAUGACUUGUUUUCACGUUUAUAAAAUAUUUGUGUAUUUGAAAGUAAGUGUAGUUGUAGCUAUUUUAUCAUUUUUAAAUAGCAUGACUUUAAGCCUUGUUUGAUAUCAAAACAAUCAUCCCCCUACUUUAAUGGGGUUGGUACAUAACAUGUGCUCUCACCAGUGAUUUAGAAAGUCAGUAAAACAAUUUAAGGCCUGAAAAUAAUUAGAUGUCACAAGGGAAAAUAAUAAAAUAAAACACUGGUUUUAAAGUCAUACAGAUUUUGUUUAUUUUAAAACUCACAAUUUACCUUAUAAAGGAAAUCCACUAAAUUUUUUGCCAAAUCAAGUUUGUCUGCUAGGAGCUACACUCCUCCUUAAGCAUCUUGAUACAGCUUGGGUAAAAAACAACAACAAAAAAUCUUGUUUUAGCAAAACUAAAAAGAGGAAUUCGGUGUUUUCAUUUAGGAAUAUCAGGAUGGUUUCAUUGUUUGGGUUUAAAAAAAAGAUAAAGAAAUAUUCUUUUAUAUAGACUAAAAUCACACAGUAAAAACUACAAAUAGAAAGAAGUGAAUCACUACAAGUACAUCGCCAACGUUCAGCAUCUGUCAGGAACAUUAGAAACAACCCAAACACAACAGAUCCAGGUCUUCUAAAUGAGCCACAAAAACAUUUUAAAAGGGCUGAUAAACUAACACCUCAGAUUGUCUAACUACCAGUUAACUCAGGUAGCCUAAUAGUAAUUAAAUUAACUGUUUAUAUUUUGUCAAGUUUGUGAAAUGAAACUAGUUUAUUAUAAAACAAUUAUAUUUAAACGAUUCCCAGCAGAUGGAGCAGUACUUGUAAAGAAGCAGAGGCACACACCAGAUCUAAACAGCUUCAGACUCUUAAUUCACGGCUCUCCUGAAAGAGAAGGACCUGCAAAUCUAAACAAUAUUUUUAUUUAAUGAUCAAAGAGCUGAAAUCGCUAAAAUCGUCAAAUGCAGACAUGUUUAAAGCUAAUUGCUCAUUUUAAAACCACCAUGUUUCCUCGGCAGAGUUAGUUGUCGUGAUCAAGCUGUUACACCUCUGGUACCAGCAGAGCCUGUUACUGAUGAAGUGAUGGACUUUCUCCUCACGUAGAAGAAGACAGAAAGGUGACUUCCCGUUUUUAUGAGAGGUUUUGUGAGAAAACACCAUGAAGUGUCUGUGCUUUCAGUGGUUACUUCACCACGAAACAAUAUUUUACUUUUUAUUUCUGAUUAACUCUGAAUUCUUCAUGCAGGCUGAACAUAAAAUAGUCUCCUACACCUAUCUCCUGCAUUAGCCUGACAGAUCUACGUCACCCUGUCACUAACAUUCAUGGACUCACCCAUCUGGACUCACAACGGGGAAGGCUGUUGUUGGUUUAGGGUCCAGGAAACAGCAGAGAACGUCCUGGCUUGUAGAAGCUAACCGUUAGCAUUAGCAACUUCACCACACAGCGCAAGUCCUCCAGGCUUGUGUUAUUUAUGGAGAUAAAACCUCAACGUUGCCGAGCAAACAGUACGCGGUAGAGGCAUUUUGCUGUUAGCAAGAUGUCCAAACAUCAGGAUAUCAGACACCAAAUCCUCGUCUGGUGCUCUCCUCUGAUCUAGCUAUCAGUUCCUGGAACUGGUUGCUUUCCCAGAGAAUGACUUACGAGGCAUUCAUUCCUACUGCAGACCACUUCAACUGUAAUAAACAUGUCAGUGAGUUGUCUACCUGACAUAAGAAAAACGAAGGGCAUGUAAAUGAAGUAGCUUCAUUGGUGUUGCAGCGAUAAAGACAGUAUUAUAACCAGGAUGUGAUUUGAGCUGCCUUAGGGUUAGAGCAGACAUGAUUACUGCGACGCCGACUGUUUACCAACAUGUAACAACAAACAAUGAACAAACAUGUUUUUAACUGUAACUUUCAGAGUUUGAGACCAACGUAUUUUCAUUUGUAUGAUCUGAACCAUAAAACAAAUGAAACGAGUUUGUGAUCAACCGUGUAAAGAUGAUGUCCAGUCAUGAGGUUGUGUGUUUGACUUCCAGAUUCCUGAACCCACACGGGCCCUUACGUGUAUUUGUGUGCGUACGGGUCACAGAGAAACAGACUGUAAAAGGGUUUGUAGAAAGAUGAAAAUGUGAAACUACAUAAAUGUGGAAUACAUGUUA